CUGAUGUCCACGCUCCCUCCCUGGAUUUUCCUUCUUGAAUUGCAAAUUAAAUAUGAUGAAGAACAGUUUUCAUCUGUUUGUACUGUUGUGCCUCUGCAUGGCUUUGCAUGGCACCAUUCAGCUUGACAGCAGUUCUUUCGUUAUCUACAACGAGGAGCACAACAAGUGUGUACGGGUGGCGGAGGGGAACGCAGUGCAGGCUGGCGACUGCGACCAGACAGCAGAGACACAGCACUUCCGCUGGAUCUCCUCUUCACGCCUGAUCAGUGUCUCGCACAAGCUGUGUCUUGGCGUGCAGGACCUGAAAGAGUGGUUGCGUGUGCUCCUGGUGCCCUGCAACGAGCUCAGCCUCAUGCAGACAUGGGAGUGCAAGAAUAAAACAUUGUUUGGCCUGAAGGGCCAGUCUCUGCACUUAAACUAUGGCAACCGGGAUGAGCCCAACGUGCUGCUGUACACGGGCACAGGAUCAUGGAGCCACUGGGAGAUCUACGGGACCAAGGAGAACCUGUGCACUCAUGGAUAUGAAGAGCUAUUUACCAUUGGGGGCAAUUCGUUUGGCAGCCCGUGCCAUUUCCCUUUUAAGUUUGGGGAGAAGUGGUAUGCUGAGUGCACCUUGGAAGGUCGAGCUGACGGGCUGUCAUGGUGCUCCACAGAGUCGGACUACAGCAAGGACAAUAAAUGGGGUUUCUGUCCUACUAAAUCUAUAUCAGAUUGGAACACUGACCCAGUCACUGGUGUGUUAUACCAGAUGAAUACUCAGUCAGCGCUGACCUGGCAUCAGGCACGCAAGAGCUGCCAGCAGCAAGAUGCUGACCUGCUCAGCAUCAUCGAGCUGCAUGAACAGACCUACAUCUCAGGUUUAAUCAAUAUACUUGGCUCUGCUCUGUGGAUUGGACUAAAUAGUCUGGACUUUGAAAGUGGCUGGCAAUGGAGCAAUAGAAAUCCCUUCAGAUAUCUGAACUGGGCUCCAGGCCACCCCUCGCUGGAGCCUGGACUGAACUGUGCAGCACUGAAUGCUGGGAAAGCGUCCAAAUGGGAGAGCAUGGCAUGUAGUAAGAAACUGGGCUACAUUUGCCGCAAGGGGAAUUCCAUUGCCAUUAUACCUUCAAUAGGUAAGGAUCAGCUCAGUUUCUGCCCAGUUGGCUGGGUGCCAUAUGCAGGCCACUGUUACUCUCUCCAGCAUAAUAAAAUGAUGUGGAAAGACGCCCUGGCAGCCUGUCAUGAAGAAGGAGCAGACCUAGCCAGCAUUCACAACAUAGAGGAGUACAGCUUUCUCAUAUCACAGAGUGGAUACUUGCCCAAUGAUGAGCUAUGGAUAGGCCUAAAUGAUCAGAAGACUCAGAACUUGUUUGAAUGGUCAGACAGAACCCACGUUACCUUUGCCAUGUGGGUGGUGGGAGAACCUUCACAUGCAGUAAACCACAGGGAGGACUGUGUUCUCAUGAAAGGAAAGGAGGGGAAGUGGGCAGACCAUAUGUGUGACAAAGAGCAUGGCUACAUCUGUAAGAAGAAAGCCUCCAGCAAACCUGCGGGAUUACCUGAGUUGGUCAGUCCAGGAUGUCCCACUGGUUGGAUCAGAUUUAGCUCUUUCUGUUAUAGCAUUCCUGUAGAAGCCAAAACCUUCAAUGAGUCCAAAUUGACUUGUGGUAAGCAGGGAGCUGACCUAGUGCAGAUUAAUGACAGAUAUGAGAAUGCUUUUCUUAUCAGCCAAGUUGGUCUACGAUCUGAGAAAUAUUUCUGGAUUGGUCUGUCCAAUACUGAACAAGCUGAUCACUUUGAGUGGACAAAUAAGGAAAUACUCAAAUUUACACAUUUUAAUGUAGGAAUGCCAGAUAAGCACCAGGGUUGUGUUGCCAUGCUAACCGGGACCUCGGUAGGAUUAUGGGAUGUAAUUUCCUGUGAUCAGAAACAGAAGUACAUCUGUAAGAAAAUAGCAGAAGGUGUUACUACCACUAAAGUGCCAGCUACGACACAACCUUUCAGCUGCCCCUCCGAUUGGAUCAAAAAAGAUUCUGCCAAUUGCAUUCAGGCAUAUAAAAAUGAAAUUGACAAUAAGAAAACAUGGAUUGAAGCCCGUGAUUUCUGCAGAGCCAUUGGUGGUGACCUUGCAAGCUUGCACUCUGAAAGUGAAAGUAACUCUCUUCCUUAUAAUAGUAUCUGGAACACAGCAUGGAUUGGGUUUUCCUCUCUGGAUGCUAAUACUGGCUUUUUGUGGACAGAUGGAACUCCAUCAGAUUAUGAAAACUGGAACUCUGGUGAACCCAAUAAUUACAAUAAUAAUGAGCAUUGUGUGGAAGUUAUUUUACAACAUGGAUGCGAAUGGAAUGAUAGGGACUGCGAUGCCUACAAUGACUGGAUUUGCCAGAUCAGCUUGGGUACAACUCCAAAACCACCACCUACAAAUGUCCCCCAAGCGGAGUUUAACAUAACUGCUGAUGGCUGGAUCGAGUUCAGUGGUUAUCAGUACUUCAUCAAUAAAAAUGCUCUAUCAAUGGAAGAUGCUCGUGACUUUUGCAAAAAAAACCACUCUGACCUCAUUGUCAUUACUGGCCAAACUGAGAGGAAGUUUAUUUGGAAACAGAUUUCAAGGAGCUCAGACAAACUGUACUACAUCGGAAUGACAGUUGCAUUGGAUAAAUCAUUCAGUUGGGUAGAUGGUUCCCCAGUUGUCUUUACAGCAUGGAACAAAAAUGAACCAAACUUUGCCAACAACGAUGAGAACUGUGUAGCCAUGUACACUGAUAUGGGCUUCUGGAAUGAUAUCAACUGUGGAAUACCAUUACCUUCUAUCUGUAAAAGAAGCAUUAAUUUCGUUCCAAAUACAAUGCCACCAGUAACUGCACCAACAGGAGGUUGUGCUCUUGAAUGGGUCUCUUUCCAGGGAAAAUGUUAUAAAUUUUUAGGGAAAGAUUAUGAGCGAACAUGGCAUGAUGCUCGGCAAUUUUGCAUCUCUCUAGGAGGCAACUUGGUUUCCAUUGGGAGUCAAGCAGAACAAGCAUUCCUCACUACCAUGAUGUUCAAUACACAUGAUGACGUGUGGAUUGGCUUGAAUGAUAUCAACUGGGAGAUGCACUUCCUGUGGACGGAUGGCAAAAGUGUCCGGUUCACCAACUGGGCCAAAGGUCAUCCAGUGUCAGUCCCACAUGACAGCAGAACAUAUGGAUCACAUCCAUUUAUGUCAUGGAAUAUGAAUCACCAUAAAGCUAUAAUACCGUUUAUACGGUGGCUAGAGGAUGAAGCCAAGUUUGACUGUGCCAUUAUGGUGAGGGCAACAGACAAAAUCACUGGCAUGUGGAAGGUUGAAGACUGCAGCGAAAAGCGAGGUUUCAUCUGCAAGAAGAACAUUGACUCUCAGAUCCAAGCUCCAGUGACAACAGCAUCACUGCAGCCAUAUUUUGUGCUGGGAAACAACUCAUUCAAGCUACAGAUGGAGAAGAUGAACUGGGACGAGGCCAGGAGGCAGUGCAGGGCAGAUGAUGCUGACUUGGCCAGUGUUCUGGACUCCAUCACCCAGGCUUUAACAAUUCUUAGGAUUGACAGAUCCAAACAGCCUAUGUGGAUCGGCCUCAACAGCAUCCUGACAGGGGGGCAGUACCGCUGGGUAGACAACUGGAUGCUGAGCUAUGUUAACUGGGGAAAGGGAGAGCCGAGUCAGAACCAGGCCUGCGUGUACAUCGACACGGAUGGAUACUGGAAAACGGCAAACUGCAGCAACACCUACUACUCCUUCUGCAAGCGUUCCUUAGUUGUUGCCCCCACUGAGCCUCCUCAGCUCUCUGGAAACUGCCCUGAACCAAAGCAACACAAGACCUGGAUCCCAUUCCGAGGACACUGCUAUGCUUUCUUGGCCUACAAGAAGGAGAACUGGGCCCACGCUACAGUAGAAUGCAUUAGAAUGGGUGCAUCACUGGUAAGUGUAGAAGAUGGGUUAGAAUCCCAGUUCAUCCACAAGAAUAUUGAGAUCCUCCAGGAUGAGUCCCCUUCUUUCUGGAUUGGCAUGCACCGCAGCUAUGAAGGCAACUGGAUGUGGAUUGGUAAUGCAGUGGUAGACUACACUAGCUGGGGACCACGGAUGCCAGGUAGCCAUGGUGACUGUGUUGAUGUAAAAUCAGACAGUGGCUUGUGGUUUACUUCACCAUGUAGUAACUUCAAGUCCUUUAUCUGCAAAACUGCCAAAGUUAUACCAUCAACAGAGAAGCAGCCAGAUCCCAUGCCCCACAUGGUUGAGGCCCCUCAUGGCCAUGCAGGCACUGCUGUAGCGGUUGUCCUGAUGAUAAUUGCCGUGGCAGGGCUGGUUGCCUUCCUGUUCUUUAAAAGGGCGCCCAUACCCAUGAUAGGAAAAUUUAUGUUAAAUGAGAAAAAUGCCAGAAGAUCUACAACCACUGUCAACAGCAUUGGAUUGGUUGCCAACAUAGAAGAAAAUGAAUAUGCAUAGCACUCACCCUUACAUGUGGGAAUACACACACACACACUCGCACAUGCACACACACAAAGACAUACAUGCUGUACUGAACACAAGCUGUAUUGAUGUAGAUCACAAACAAAAGGAUGAACUUGGCCGCAUCAUGUAGUGAGAUUCUUGAGAUUUUUUAUUAUGAAAAAAAGUAAAAUUGACAUGUAAUCACAUUAAUUCAUAAACUGUAUGCCACUAUAUUCAUGGGUAUAUAUUUGGAAUUGGUAGCUCAGUGGGUAAGCUACUUGAUUUGUAAUCAGAAGGUUGCCAUUUUUGGGCCCCUGAGUAAGACCCUUAACCCUCAGUUUGUACUCAGUAAAGAUUGUGAGUUGCUUUGGAUAAAAGUGUCAGGUAAAUGUAUUCAUACCCUGUGGCUUCUACUAAGCUGUUCUUUAUUGUGUGGUGUCCAUCACUGACCAGUGGGGGAGAACAUCUAGGACUCCCAUCUUACUGUGCUCCUCCACACAUCAUAUAGUGUUUAACAUGGUCGAUUUAUUAGUUAUUUGUGCUUUGUUUGUGAUGUCUUCUUAUGUUUGUGUCUAGUAAUGUCCACCUUCACUAACUUCAGUUAGUUAGUUUUGCUUCCGGGGGGUGUGUAUGUUGUGCUUAUUGGAGCCAUGAGACCUGACUCCUCUGUCUUUGUAUCAGUGCUACAUUGUUGUUGUUCAUGUAAAUGUUUUUAUAGCAAAUAAAUGUUUUUAAAACCUAAAAGACUGACAAUGGAAAAACAUGCACAACAAUCAUUGACUAAGAUUCUACUGACCAGAGGUAUCGAUUUCAGACAAUCACUAUAAUAACAAACGCAAUGACGCAACCAAGCCAAAAUUAACACAAAUUAUUUGUUGUGGAUAAAAAGAAAUGAAAAGCAACUUGAGGGAAUGACUAGCCAAGCAAUUUAUCAACCAAACAAAACCAACAAAGGAAACUUGUUA
Molecule: messenger RNA, 5385 nt
Organism: Electrophorus electricus (electric eel)
Lineage: Eukaryota; Metazoa; Chordata; Actinopteri; Gymnotiformes; Gymnotidae
Gene: mrc1a
Product: mannose receptor, C type 1a
Source: RefSeq, a predicted model, not a curated record